This is a messenger RNA of Pochonia chlamydosporia 170, 489 nucleotides long. RefSeq lists its product as hypothetical. The coding region runs from base 1 to 489 and encodes 162 amino acids. Lineage: Eukaryota; Fungi; Ascomycota; Sordariomycetes; Hypocreales; Clavicipitaceae. The record is from RefSeq and is a predicted model, not a curated record. The transcript has a single exon.
AUGCCAACCCCAGUGAUCAAAUUCAAAUGGACUGCACAGAGUCAUCUGUCUGUCUGUUGCCUGCCGAGUGCCGCCGCCUCCGUGUCCGCGCAUGCACUUGACCACUUUGACCCAGCCAAUGGAUUCCUCGCCCCUGGUCUCCCUUGUGUGAGGCGCUGGCAGGACGGUAUGAAAAUUUGCGUUCAAGGCAAGCGUAAUAACUCCAGAAAAAGUUGUCCUGGGUUUGACGUCAAGACGGGCCAGGCUUGGCGGUGUUGGCUUGGUAUGCCAUUUGCGUGGCUCCAGACUAUUGCUUCUUUUGCUUUUGUUCGCAUUGUCCAUGGCUUACGGCACCUGUACAUACCCGUCCAUAGAAGACAGGACAGGCCAGGCAAGGAGUCUCUCCGUCGUCAAUAUGCAGAGAGUUCUCAUGUCAGUCCGGUCUGGCCUGGUCUGUCUGGUCCAGUCCGUGCCAUAGUCAGCCAGACAGGCUGGAUGGGCCAAGCCUGA